Molecule: messenger RNA, 1819 nt
Organism: Penaeus vannamei (Pacific white shrimp)
Lineage: Eukaryota; Metazoa; Arthropoda; Malacostraca; Decapoda; Penaeidae
Source: RefSeq, a predicted model, not a curated record
GGGGAGCCACGUGGGGGUCACUCGCCUCCUGCUCGACCACGGGGCUUCCCUCAGGUCCCGAGAUGCGACGGAGAUGAACGCCCUUGAGAUCGCCAUCGAAAACGGGUUGAGAGACGUGGUCCUCAGCAUCCUCCGAUCCCCAGCGUGGAAGAAGGCCUGAGGAAGGUGUACGAGGAUCAGGACGGACACCGCUCCACGCCCUUCAGGAAACUCGUCGAGAAGAUGCCUGAGGUCGCCGAGGAGGUGCUGGAUAGAUGCAUCAAAACCUCCAAGGCGUCCCUCGACCCCAAAGAAACCCAAGAAGAGGUCAACUUUGAAUUCCUCGACGACACCUACCAACUCCGCAGCGGUCCGUCCCAGUUCGACUCCCGCGGCAGACUGGUGUCGCACGCUCGUCCUUACACCACGAACGCCAGAGAGCUCACCAACAACCACCCGCUUAUGCUCAUGGUGGUGUACUUAAGGACGAACCUGCUGGCGCAUCCCGUGUGUGUGCAUCUCAUCAAGCAGAAGUGGUAUAAUUAUGGCAGAUUUGUGUAUUAUGGAAACCUGUUCCUUUACCUCACCUUUGUCACCUGCCUCACCGGUUACGUCAUCUCUGUCAGGGAUCUGAACUGGGUGACUGGAGGCAACAUGACCGACCUGCUCAUAGACGCCAGUCGCUGCCCCGAAGUGGACUGGGAGAGCGACUUCCGCCUGACGCUCCUGAAGGUGUGCAAAGGCAUCAUCAUUGCUCUUGCUGUGGUCGAGAUGCUGAAGGAGGUGUCGCAGAUUUAUCAGGCGCUGUUGGCUUACCUCACCUUCGAGAACCUCCUGGAGUGGAUCUGCUACGUGACGGCCGUUGUCUUCGUGAUGGACUUCGCGGAUUGUCCCAUUAAGCAGGACUGGCAGUGGCAAGUGGGUGCAACAUCCAUCUUCCUCGCCUGGAUCAACUUUCUCCUGUUCAUUCGCGUCUUCCCGUUCUUCGGGAUCUACGUCAUCAUGUUCACCGAAGUGUUCACGACGUUCAGCAGCUUCUUCGUGGUGUUCUUCCUGUUCAUUAUCGCAUUUGCGCUCGGGUUCUAUACUGUGUUAGGGACGCAGUACGUAUUCCGAAGUCCCUCUCACUCUCUCCUCAGGACCUUUGUGAUGAUGAUUGGUGAGAUUAACUUCGUUGAGGUCUUCAGCAACAACGAUGAUCCUCUUGAGGUGACCUACGCCCUCGUGAUCGCCUUCCUGGUCAUCAUGUCCAUCCUCAUCAUGAACCUGCUGGUGGGGUUGGCCGUCGACGACAUCAAGGCCGUGCAAGAGCAGGCCAUGUUGCAGAAGCUGGCCAUGCAAACCAAGCUGCUGAUGGAGGUCGAGAUGGUGAUCCACCGCGUGCGCCGGAAGUACGUGGUGAGCAAACUCCAGGUGAGCGGCACGAGGAGGAGUCUCCUGUCCUGGGUGUUGGGCAAGAUCACCCUCAGCGAAGCCAAGGAGGUCGACGAGAUGGAGACCCUCCGGAGAGAAGUCCUCAACCUCAACUCCGCCAUGAGCGACCUGGGAGAGGUGAAGGCCAUGCUGAGCGAGAUGGCUGACCUGAAAUCCGCGGUGAAGGACGUGGCAGAGCUGAAAGCCCAAGUGGCCGAGGUUCUGAACCACCUGCAUCCUCAGACCAGGAGGACCAAGUCGAUUUUCAGGAUAUUUUGAAUUUCUUUGGAACGUUACUUUUGUGAUUUGUUUUUUUUUUUUUUUUCGUAGAGAGUGCCGGGUUAAGAUCUUAUUCUCGUUUUCUUCUAGAGAAUGGAGGGGUUUAGAAUUUACUCGCGUUUUCUUUUCUAGUAGAGUGCUGGGUCAA